Messenger RNA from Rotaria sp. Silwood1, 768 nucleotides. Lineage: Eukaryota; Metazoa; Rotifera; Eurotatoria; Philodinida; Philodinidae. The record is from the annotation of a GenBank genome assembly.
AUGUCUACUUCUCAUCAUCAUCACCAUCAUCAUUCUCAAAAAUCGGAACCAAUGGUUUCAACAGUUCCAUCUGGUAGCAAAGCAAGAAUUCAUAUUAUCUACUAUUCUAUGUAUGGUCAUGUUUCAGCAUUGGCUAAAUCUAUAUUAAAGGGCGUUGAAGCAGUUGGUGCUGAAGGUCGUUUGAUUCAAAUACCAGAAACAUUAUCAAAAGAAGUUUUAGAAAAAAUGCAUGCACCAGAGAAAGAUAAAAACAUUCCAACAAUAUCAAUGAUUCCAGGCAUAGAAAAUACAGUUACACUUGAAGAUGCAUUGGUUAAUUGCGAUGGUAUUCUUAUGGGUAUUCCAACUCGUUUUGGUGGAAUGCCUGCACAAGUUAAAGCUAUAUGGGAUGCAACAGGUGGAUUAUGGAUGAAAGGUGGACUUGUUGGAAAACCAAUCGGUGUCUUCUUUUCAACAAGUACACAAGGUGGAGGACAAGAAACAACAACAUUAACGUCAUUUACAAAUUUUGCUCAUCAUGGAAUGUUAUUUGUACCUAUUGGUUAUACUAGUCCACUUUUGACAAAUAUGAAUGAAAUUCAUGGCGGUAGUGCAUAUGGUGCUGGUACUUAUGCUGGCAUUGAUGGAUCACGAAAACCAACAGAAUUAGAAUUAAAACUAGCUGAACAUCAAGGAUCACAUUUUAGUCAAGUAGUAAUCGCAUUAAAAUUAGGUCGAGCAGCAUUAGCAUCUACCAAUGCAAAUCCAAUUGAUUCAAAACAAAAAUAA